AUGCCUGCCGCGUUCGGACAAGCGGCGCGUCUGUUGGACGCGACGUGGGAGCGUGUGGAGACGCUGCCGAACGAGGAAGGCUGGGAGAUUGUGCAGGAUGCAGAGCAUCUUGUCACGCUCGAUCUUGGGGACGUCAAUCGGAUGACCAGUAUAGAGAGCAGCUUUGCGCCGGGAAACGACGUUGCUGUGACGGGACUCGAGUCUGCAACGCCCAUGCUCAAGGUCGAUGGCACGGUCCUGAAAGGCGAAUGGGAUACGCUGAUCGGAAGCGAGAUUGUGCUGGAAAAGAGUGCGGAUUCCAUGUUCGAGCUGCGGCCCGUCCAGGACCGAUGCGCAAGCGGCGUGAAUGCGACGACCUCCGAACGCAUUGUAUUUUUGCCCGUGCGCGACAUGGGCGACACAGAAGUGCAUCACGACACAGAAGUGCAUCACGACACAGCAGGGCAGGUCCUUGGUGAUGCGCCGGACGAGACACCAGUUGAGCACGCUUGA
This is a messenger RNA of Malassezia vespertilionis, 492 nucleotides long. RefSeq lists its product as uncharacterized. The transcript has 3 exons. Bases 1 to 492 code for a protein of 163 amino acids. The record is from RefSeq and is a predicted model, not a curated record. Lineage: Eukaryota; Fungi; Basidiomycota; Malasseziomycetes; Malasseziales; Malasseziaceae.